This is a messenger RNA of Mustela erminea (ermine), 2361 nucleotides long. RefSeq names its product complement C8 beta chain (gene C8B). Bases 430 to 2202 code for a protein of 590 amino acids. The record is from RefSeq and is a predicted model, not a curated record. The transcript has 13 exons. Gene Ontology annotation, molecular function: protein binding. Gene Ontology annotation, cellular component: membrane attack complex. Lineage: Eukaryota; Metazoa; Chordata; Mammalia; Carnivora; Mustelidae. Gene Ontology annotation, biological process: immune response.
GCAACUGAGGCAGACAGGUUCUAGAGCUCUUACAGCCUCUUGUGGGCCUGGCUGGCCUUCCGACCCUGCCUUCCACUUCGCAGUUAGAGCUCACAUCUCUGAGGGUUUAACAAGGGCCCGUUCUGCUCACUUGGGUUACUUUACUUAAACCUACCCACUUUGCAAGUGAGGAAACUGAGGUGUGGGGGUAAAGUGACUUGCCCACGGGGACAAAGCGAGCAAGUGGCAGAGAAAGGAUUGAAUGAACCCAGCAUCCUGGACCUCAAGCCCAUAGCCUUCACUAAACAGCCUGUCCUCUUGGUUGAUCCACACUUAGGAUUUUCCACUGUUCCACCUGGUGUCCAGAGUUAGAGAAGCUGAGGGCAGUGCUCCCUGUGCAGACCUUUCGUGGACCCAGGAGUCCCAGAGGAGCUUGGUCCCAGACUGAAAAUGAAGACAGCUGGGCCGCAGGCGUGGAGGGCCCUGGCAGAGCUGGUUCUUCUCUGUGCUGCUCUGGGUGCUGUUGGUUUGCCUGGCUCCAGAGGUGAAAGGCCACACUGUCUGGAGUCGAACGCAGUCAACGAGAGCCUUGCCAAGAGCCGACAGACGCGGAGUGCGGGUGUUGUGCCGAUGCCUCUUGAUUGUGAACUCUCUAGCUGGUCCUCCUGGACCACGUGUGAUCCCUGUCAGAAGAAAAGGUACAGACAUGUCUACUUGCUCCAGCCAUCUCAGUUCUAUGGGGAACCGUGUAACUUCUCUGACAAGGAAGUUGAAGACUGUGUUACCAGCAGACCAUGCAAAAGUCAACUGCGUUGUGAAGGCUUUGUGUGUGCACAGACAGGGAGGUGUGUAAACCGUAGACUUCUCUGCAAUGGGGACAAUGACUGCGGAGACCAGUCUGAUGAAGCGAACUGUAAGAAGAUUUUAAAAAAAUGUCAGCAUGAAAUGGAGCAGUACUGGGCAAUUGGCCGUCUGGCCAGUGGGAUAAAUAUGUUCACCAACAGAUUUGAGGGCCCGGUCCUGGAUCACAGGUAUUACGCCGGUGGAUGCUCCCCCCAUUACAUACUGAACACGAGAUUCAGGAAGCCCUACAAUGUGGAGAGCUACUCCCCACAGACCCAAGGCAAAUACGAAUUUGCGCUGACAGAGUAUGAAUCGUACUCAGAUUUUGAAAAAAAUGUCACAGAGACCGAAGAAAGCAAGUUUAGUUUCAGCUUUGGUUUUAAAAUACCUGGAAUAGUUGAACUUGGUAUGAACUUGAAAGAUGAAAAUAGCAAACAAUUUAUUAGAAGAAUCAAACGAUUCUCUCACACUAAAAGCUCAUUUCUGCAUGCGCGCUCUGACCUUGAAGUAGCACAUUACAGGCUGAAAGCCAGAAGCCUGAUGCUCCAUUACGAGUUUCUUCAGAGAGUCAAGCUGCUGCCCCUGGAGUAUAGUUACGGGGAGUACAGAGAUCUCUUCCGUGAUUUUGGGACCCACUACAUCACAGAGGCUGUGCUGGGGGGCAUUUAUGAAUACACACUCAUCAUGAAAAAGGAGGCCAUGGAGAAAGCAGAUUACUCUCUUAAGCAUGUCCACGCCUGUGCCCAGAUGGGUUUUAGAGUCGGCGCUGCUCUUAAGGUGGCCUAUGUCAAGCUCGGUGUGUCGAUGGAGCUAUGCCAGGAUAUUCUGAGAGAAAUAGGAGAGAGAAAUAAGAGAAACACCAUGGUGGAAGACUUGGUGGUCCUUGUGCGAGGAGGGGCCAGUGAGCACAUCACCACUCUGGCCUACAAGGAGAUCCCGACGGCAGAGCUGAUGCAGGAGUGGGGAGACGCAGUACAGUACAACCCAGAGGUCAUCAAAAUUAAGACAGAGCCUCUGUAUGAAUUGGUGACGGCCACAGACUUUGCCUUCUCCAACACAAUAAAGCAGAACAUGAAGCAGGCUCUCGAAGAGUUCCAGAAGGAAGUCAGCCCUUGCCACUGUGCUCCCUGCCAAGGGAAUGGAUUCCCUGUCCUGAAAGAAUCACGCUGUGAGUGCAUCUGUCCUAUUGGAGUCCAUGGCACAGCCUGCGAGGUCACCCAUGAGAAAGAUGUCCCCAUUGAUGGGAGGUGGAAUUGCUGGUCAGACUGGUCUCCAUGUUCUGGAGGACAUAAAACAAGACAAAGGCAGUGCAACAAUCCACCUCCUCAAAAUGGAGGCAACCCCUGUGUGGGCCAUGCUUCAGAAACACUUAAAUGUUAACGAAGAAGUGCUUCUUCCUACCGUGGGCUGCCCCCUGUGAGAGCUCUGAGCCCUUAGGAACUCAGGCCCAGUUACCUCCUACCCACUCCCACCGGGGGCCAGCCCAAGGGUAGAGGGCGGUGCCAUUCAGGGGGAUUAAAAUAAAAAUGUUAUUUGCAA